Molecule: messenger RNA, 1719 nt
Organism: Mauremys reevesii (Reeves's turtle)
Lineage: Eukaryota; Metazoa; Chordata; Testudines; Geoemydidae
Gene: RCC1L
Product: RCC1 like
Source: RefSeq, a predicted model, not a curated record
UCCUCUUGUGUUCGGGGGAGGGCACCGGCGGGUCAAAGGUGAAGGGUCGCCAAGAUGGCUGCUCCCGCGCAGCGUGUGGCGUUGCCGGCCUAGCGGGCGGGCGGGGGCGUAUCGGGCUCUGCUGGGACAAUGGCCCCGGCUUCGCCGCUCCUCAGUGGGAGCCGGGCCUGGCCGAGGCUCCUGGGACCCCAGAGGGGGCUGCUGGUGCAGGGACUUCAGGGGCCCCAGAGAGGGUCAGGGGGGUCCCCGGUAGGUCAGAGGGGGCUGCAGCUGCUGCUGCAAGGUCUCUCCCGAGGCUUUGCCAAGGCAGCCAAGACCAGGAGCAGCAGAGAAGUGAGAGAAGCUGAGGACUCUGCCCCAGUUUUUCAGUACGUGGGGGAGAGGUCCAAGCGGAAGGAGAGGGUGUUUGUCUGGGGUUUCUGUCAUGCUGGGGCCCUCGGGAUCCCCAGCUUUGUUAAGCCUGAUGCAGUCUGGAAAAAGCGCCGGAGGAUACAGCCCACACCCUACCGCCUGGACACAGCUGAGAAGAUAUCCUCUGCAGCAUGUGGCUAUGGCUUCACGCUAAUAUCCUCAAAAACCACUGACAUUACCAAAGUUUGGGGCAUGGGGCUGAACAAGGAUUCUCAGCUUGGCUUUCAGAGAAGCAGGAAGGAUCAAACUAAAAGCUAUGAGUAUGUCUUGGAACCAUCUCCCAUUCCAUUACCACUGGACACUCCCCAGGAGACUCGGAUCUUGCAGGUGUCUUGCGGAAGAGCUCAUUCCCUGAUCCUGACGGACAAGGAAGGAGUCUUCAGCAUGGGCAACAAUUCCUAUGGGCAGUGUGGCCGAAAAGUUAUUGAAGGUGAAAUUUACAGUGAGAGCCAUCUAAUUCACCGACUGCGAAAGUUUGACGGCAGGGUUGUGCAGAUCGUCUGUGGGCAGGAUCACAGUCUGUUCAGGACUGAGAGGGGCGAGGUUUACUCCUGUGGAUGGGGAGCUGAUGGACAAACAGGUGUUGGCCAUUACAAUAUCACCAGUGUGCCCACCAAACUGGGCGGAGAUAUUGCUGGAGUAAAUAUCGUGCAGGUUGCCACCUAUGGGGACAGCUGUCUGGCUGUAUCUGAUGAAGGAGACCUCUUUGGGUGGGGAAACUCCGAAUACAUGCAGCUGGCAUCCAUCACAGAGACGACACAGGUGAAUGUUCCAAGGCAUUUACCAUUCAAGAUUGGGAAGAUAAAGGAUGCUGCAUGUGGAGGGACAGGCAAUGCUGUUGUAAAUGAAGGAGGAAAUGUCUUUGUCUGGGGAUAUGGAAUUCUUGGGAAAGGACCAAACCUGAUGGAAACAGCAACUCCAGAAAUGAUCCCACCCACCCUCUUUGGCUUGUCAGACUUCAGUCCGGACACCCGUGUUUCUCGCAUUCGCUGCGGACUCAGCCAGUUUGCUGCACUUAACAACAGAGGAGAGUUGUUCGUGUGGGGCAAGAAUAUAAGGGGGUGCUUGGGGAUUGGAAGAAUGGAAGACCAGUAUUUCCCAUGGAGGUACAAUAAAUCUCGAGUUUCAGCAAGACCAGCAAGUAAAAUAAGCAUGUGCACUCUCCGUGUAAAGCAAAACCAUCCAUCUUCCAGCUCCACGCUUCGUAUGAGAACGAGAUCCUUCGCUGCUGUUGCAGUGCGACAGGGUGAAACUCACCUCUGUGCAGAGGACUGGCACAAGAGCUACCAACCAUUUCAAUCUGACUGA